CUGUACUCGGUGACGUCACGCAGCUCUGGGCCGGCCAGCAGAAAUAGGGCAGCUGUCAAGCAGCGGCAGCGGCAUUUUCCUCUCCAGUCGGUUUUCUGUUAGUCGACUGGUAGAGGUGAGCAGCAGCCAACCUUCCUCUCGCCAGCCACUGCGGGCAGCGGUCGCAGCUCCCUGUCCAGGAGAGGCGAACCACAACAAACCCGACGCGUGCUGGAGGAGGUUCUCCUCUUCCACCUUUCUCCUCCUCUUUCUCCUCUGUCCCUCCUCCUAUCUCCCUGCUGCACAUUCGUCCCGCGACUCCUCCAGCCCUGGACGUUCCAGAUUCAAGAUAAUGAAAUCAAGAAGCUUUGGAUUGUUCUUCUUGCUGCUUGAGAUUUAUUUGUCAACCACCCUGGGAUGGAUGCGUUCAGAGACAAGCAGGAGUGUUCCCUCAGAUGUGGGAGGGCUGAAAAAGAAGGAAUUUAGAAAUCUUGAAGUCACAAGAAGAAAAGUGUAUUUUGGCCAUGAUGGUCUACAUGCAUCAUGUGAAAAUAACCAUUGUGGCCGAGGUAGUCGUUGUAUUGUAAAUGAAGAGACUCAGAUGCCAGAAUGUCAAUGUUUGGAAACUUGCAAGUCCACUUACAUGCCAAUAUGUGGAUCUGAUGGCAAAUUUUAUGAAAACCAUUGUGAGCUACACCGGGCCUCAUGUCUGCAGAAAAAGAAAAUCUACAUUGUCCAUAGCAAGGACUGUUUCUUCAAAGGUGACACAUGUACCAUGGCUGACUACAGUCGUCUAAAGCACAUUCUGUUAGACCUACAAAUCCACCGUCACACACAGAGCAGAGAUCCUGGUUCAGACUCAUCAUCCCAGAAACAAUUCCUUGUGGAAUCUCUCUUCAAGUACUUAGAUUAUAAUAGCAAUGGAUACCUCAGCAGCUCUGAACUGACUCAGCUUACAAAGGAGGGGACCCUGGAAAAUGACUUUCUCGGUUGUUCCCUAGAAGACUUACUCCGAUUUGAUGACUACAACAAUGAUGGUUCCCUCAGUUUGCAGGAGUUCUAUACCACCUUCCAAAUAGUUCAUCUUAGUCUUCCUGAGGAGCAGAGGAUUGUUGUUACUACAGUGACUGUUGGACUUAGUACAGUAUUAACAUGUGGCAUCCAAGGGGCACUCAGGCCACCCAUCAUAUGGGAACGCAAUGGAGUCAUCCUAAACUUUUUGGAUUUGGAAGAUAUCAAUGAUUUUGGAGAAGAUGAUUCUCUCUACAUCACCAAGGUGACAACUAUUCACAUGGGCAAUUACACCUGUCAUGCCUAUGGCUAUGAGGAGUUACACCAGACUCACGUCCUUCAGGUGAAUGUACCUCCUGUCAUCCGUGUUUACCCAGAAACUCAGGCCCAGGAACCUGGAGUCUCUGCCAGUCUCAAAUGCCAUGCAGAAGGCAUUCCCACUCCAAGAAUUACCUGGUUAAAAAAUGGCAUGGAUAUUGGACCUAAACUGUACAAGCAGAUCUCUCUCAUAGCCAAUGGAAGUGAACUUCACAUCAACAGUGUGCGUUAUGAAGAUACUGGAGCCUACACAUGCAUUGCUAAGAACGAAGUAGGUGUUGAUGAGGAUAUUUCUUCUCUCUUUAUUGAAGAUUCAGCCAGAAAGACUCUUGCAAAUAUACUCUGGCGAGAGGAAGGUCUCAGUGUGGGAAACGUGUUUUACGUCUUUUCGGAUGAUGGAAUCACGAUCAUUCAACCAACUGACUGUGAGAUCAGGAGGCACAUCAAACCCAGUGAAAAGAUUUUUGCAAGCUAUGAAGAAAUAUGUCCUCAGAUGGAAGGAGAGACCACUCAGUCCUGCCAAUGGUCAUCUGCAGUCAAUGUCAGGAACCGAAAUAUCUAUGUGGCCCAGCCAUUACUGAGCAGAAUUCUCAAAAUAGAUGUACAAACUCAGAAAGUCCAGCAGGCCAUAGGUGUGGACUCACUACCAGCUAAGCUGCUCUAUGACAAGUCACAUGAUCAAGUGUGGGUUCUAAGCUGGGGAGAUAUGCAGAAGUCCCAACCAAGCCUUCAGGUAAUACCUGAAGCAAGUGCAGGUGAAAGCCAGCAACACAUCAUCCGAGUCCCAUUUGAAGGAGUGGAUGAUUUCUUCAUUCCACCUACAAACCUUGUUAUUAAUCACAUCAGGUUCGGCUUCAUCUUUAACAAAUCAAAUUUGACAAUUCACAAGAUUGACCUUGAAACAAUGAUGCUUAUCAAAACCAUAAGCUUACAUAACUACAGUUGCAUCCCCCAUUCCAUGGCUUACACCCACUUAGGAGGUUAUUUUUUUGUUCAGUGCAAAAAGAAUCAAACAGCUCCUGCAUCAUCGCAAGUUGUGAUCGACAGUGUUACAGAUACAGUGAUUGGGCCCAAUGGUGACAUCAAAGGGGCGCCCCAUGUUUCUCCAGAUGGACACUUCUUGGUCAGCACAGAUGAGGACAGUGGCCGGCUCCAGGUGCAGGCCAUCACCACCCGAGGAGAAAUCCAACUAUUGUAUGACUUAGAGACAGGUGUACACCUCUGUGAUCUAGCAUUUCAGCCAUCUUUUACUGAAAGCAAUCAAUAUUAUAUCUAUGCCACAUCACUUUUCCAAACCGAUUUACUUUUUAUGGAGUUGUCAACAGGAAGGAUGGAUACGCUGAAGAACUUAAAGGAGCCUCUUUUAGCCCAGGACUGGCAAUGGGACAGCAACUCAAGGAUUGUGAAAGAUAGUGGAUUAUUUGGGCAGUACCUCAUCACAUCAGCCAAGGAGUCUCUGUUUGUCCUCAAUGGGUGGCAAAAGACAUUAUGCUGUGAGGUAUCAGGGAUCAAGAGAGGUAACACAGUGGUUUGGAUUGGAGAGGUAUGAGAAGGUCUCAAAGCAGAGAAAUGAUGGGACCUUGACACUGCAAUGGAUAAGCAGUAGCAUUGUAUAUUUUUACACUAAUGAAAGAAAAAAUCCCGUAUAAGCUUUGUGGUGCAACACUGGUCUCCUUGCAAAUUUUCUAAUAUAAAGUAUGCUCUGCUAACAAGAAUGGGGUUUCCUAGGGGCUUUUCAUUAGGAAGUAUGAUUUAUGCCUUGAGCUGUGACAAGAACAUAUGCUGCAUAAAGGACUUAUUUCUGUACCGAGGUCCAAGCCACUUGGUGAUGCCAUACAACUGAAAACUUGUACUUUUCUGGGCUGAUAAACUUGUCAGUUGUGUUCAAGUGAUCAGUUUCUUUUCCCUUCUGACUCAGCCCAGCUCCUCUUAACUUUGGGCUUUAAAGCCUAUGGGCAGAAUCCUUAAAAUAGAGGGAGUUUGGAAGAAAUGAAGAAGCUGAUGGAAUAUGGACGUUGAAAUGGAAUGAUUUAAGGCAAUGUGAUUAAUUUCUGCCCCAAGUGGUCAUAACUCUUAGAAAGAGCUCUCAGAUCCAACGGCAGGUAACAGUGACACUGUUUCCCUCUUCGAUUUGUAAUAGCUAAGUAGAAGUAGAAGCUGAGAAGCUUCUGUGCAUACCCUCUAUGGGGAUUCCUCUAGGUCUCCUCAUCAGGUAUUAUUUUCCCCCUUAGCAUUUGAUUUUUAAGUUUUCUUCUUUUUUUUCUUCUUAUUUAUGCUACUGUGGGCCUUAAAAACCAGCAUGACUAGAUUACCUGUCCUUGUCAUAUUGUAUCUCAGAAGGACAGGAGACUUCAUUCCCUUGACUUACUAAAAUUAUUAGAAUUGCACACAUUAGUGAACUAGGGUCUUUCGUGAGGUACAGCAACAUUUCUCCAUGCCUUGUGCCAGAUUCCUGGCAGUCUCAUGGGCAUCCACAUGCCAUACCAUAUAGCCAGCAUGGAGAUGCCCUGGACUGUUACAAUUGGCAAGGAAUGCAGUCUGGAAGAAACUUGGAAAAACUAUGAUUCUCCCUUGAAGACACACACAUUUUUCAAACACCUCACAGACUGAGUUGUUAUAUUGGAAAGUAGAUACCACUUCACUAACUUGUUCCAAAGGAGUCUGGAAAAGGGUUGUUAUAUUCAGUUGCCCUUUGUAACUGAACUGCUGGUGAUUAAAAGAGAAGGUCUUCGUGGCAAGUCUAUUUAUGAGCUGAGCAUUUCAUUAUCAAAGAAAGUGCUUAGGCAUAGCCUGGGACUUUUUCAGAGAGACAAAUGGCAAUAAGAUUGACAUUUCCGCAGGCAUCGUACUAAGAUGAAUGAGUUGUGAUGAUCACAUGUGAAUAACGGGUAUUAGCUUGGAUACUAAAUGUGAUGUGGGUGAGAGAACAAUCUUUAAGUCUAUUCUUUGAAAAUUUCCAUAUAGCAAUCCCAUAGAUACAUGAUAAGAUCAUUCAUUCUUAGGGUGCCCUCUGAAUCAUUAAAAUACCUGAUUUUACUCCAGAUUUAUGUCAUGAUUUGAAGCCUCAUGACCUUUAUUAUCCCCAUCCCAGUGAAACUAUAUAUCACAUUACAAUGUUCUUUCAUCCAAAUGCUUAUAAAUAUUUGUUACUUUAUCAUGUGACCCUAAGGAAGUCAGAAUCAAAAAGACACCAGUUAGCAGUGAUGGCUGACUUCCUGAAAAUUGAGUGGCUUUGAAGAGAGGCAGGUGAGCAUGGUAGUUAUGAUUUACGUAAAAGAGAAGUCUGGAAUAGUCCUCAAAUGUACUGCUAAGAAAGUGUUGCUGUUGUUACUGUAGUUCUCUCUGUAAAAAUCACAAGUCAAAUAUACUAUCUAAGAUAGGAAAGACCCCUAAUGCUUUCUUGAACGUGCAAUUCAUUUAAUGUCAGUGGGAUGAAACUUGCCUACUAUAUACUUUCGUCUUGAACAAGAAUAUUUGAUCUUAUGAGCCAUAGGAGGUUGGAUGAGGCUCCGCCCUCAUCCCUAUGUGGCCAUAAAAGCCUGAGCAUAGCCUUCACCUUUGACUGUGUUCUCUGUUCUGUCUCAUCACUUUCAGGGAAAGGAAGGAAUGGACUUUGUAAGUACUCUUUAAAUAUGCACAAUUCCUUUCUAAACCCUACAUGUGUCUAUCCAUUAUCUCUGUUGCCCAGGUGUUGUAAGCCCCAGUCAUAAUAUUCUCCUAUCUCAUCCCCUCCUGUAGCCCUGUUCUUUAGUGUGUUUACUUAGAAAAGAUUAAUGUGGUUGGGAGGAAAUUAGAAAGAACUUUUUGCUCUUAUUUUUUAUAAAUGUAAAACUUGUAAAUAUCUGUUGAUGUUGAUAACUUUGAAAGGGGAAGAUUUAUUCGUUGGACAACUUGGAAGACCGAUCUCCCUUGUUUCUCUUUGAUUUAAAGCUUUUGACAGGAUGUCAUUUUUGACUCCAAAGGACUUUUUUUUGUCUAGGGUGUCCCAUGCUGUCAUGUUCUCCUCCAAAAGACAGGAGGCCUCCCUCUUUGGCUGAUGUCUAAACAGAAAGAUUCAUGGCAUAACAAAAUGCUUUUUCACUUUACAGGAGGAUACAUUGUAGUAUUCCUUUAAAUAAUGAAUUCCCCUUAAUACUCAAUAUAAAUCUGCACCCAAGAAAGCAACAUGUAUACACACACAUACACACAAUGACACUUGCACAAAUUUUCAAGAUCAUAUCUGUUGUAUAAAGUUAGUUACAUCUGUAUUCACUCUAAAUAGCAGGACAACCAUGAAAUUAGUAGUAUGCAAAAUAAGCCUGUCAACAAUCACUGAGCUGGAUCCUUCAACAUGGAGUCCUAAGAUGCUGUACAAUUCUGUAGGACAGGGGCAAGUAGGACCUCUUGUCAUCCUUCCUCUUUCUCUUAAAAAUGUGAGUUGCUUUCCCACUUUCUCUGUAUGUGAAAUCUGUAAGUCUUUCAAUCUGUAAUGGAAACAUAUAAAUUGGUCUAGCCGACCUAGAUUUGUUCUAUGCCAACCUUUGUAUUAUUUAGUUUGAGUGUAGAGCAAAUUUCUUAGUGAAGUAGACAGAACAUGACAUUUGGAAUCAGGAAGACGAGACUGGAGUCUCCAAUCUAGCCUCGGACAUUUUCUGUCUUUGUAACCUUAGAGAAGUCACCUUACCUUUCAGCCUUAGUUUCUUCAUCUGUAAAAUUAGAAUGAUAAUACCUCCUAACAUAACAUAGAGGAUUGUUAUAAGAAUCAAAUUAGAUGAUGUAUAUAAAAUGCUUUACAAACC
Sarcophilus harrisii (Tasmanian devil) is the source of this 6086-nucleotide messenger RNA. It is a transcript of the gene FSTL4, whose product is annotated as follistatin like 4. NCBI's taxonomy places the organism in Eukaryota, Metazoa, Chordata, Mammalia, Dasyuromorphia, Dasyuridae. Gene Ontology annotation, biological process: regulation of BMP signaling pathway; cell differentiation; multicellular organism development. Gene Ontology annotation, molecular function: protein binding; calcium ion binding. Bases 332 to 2857 code for a protein of 841 amino acids. The transcript is spliced from 16 exons. The record is from RefSeq and is a predicted model, not a curated record.